CACAUUCUUUUCCUCUACUUUUAUGUUUCUUUUUCUUUCAUCCUCCUCUUCUUUUUCUUCGUAUGUUAGUUCGACUAUCUUAGGUUGUCACUGACAACAAUUCACAUCAUGAUAGAAGAGAGAAUGGUGAGAGUUGCAAUAUCUAGGGGGUGAAAAAGUUGACGGAAAACCUUAGGUGGAAACCUGUAAUUUACCAUAAGACUUAUCGUGCGGUUGACGAGAAACCUUCAGUCGAUGCGGUAGAGCCUUUCACUUGCACAAUCAUUCAAGACCUCUCAUCAAUCAUAUACUUUAUUUGACGAAAUGGAAGGGCUACUGCAGUUACCGUACAGUGCCACGGUACGGUUCAUGUUAGCAUCACUCGAGCGCAACUUACUACCUGACGCUGUUAUUAGGAGACUCAGUCGCCUGCUGUUGGCCGGCCGCCUUCAUUCCGGUUACAAAGCUUCCUCUGAACUACAACUCUCUGACCUCCUGCAAUUCGUACAUUCACUUAGAGAGAUGCCUAUUGCCAUCAAGACUGAUAAGCCAAAAGCUCAACAUUAUGAACUACCAACCUCUUUCUUCAAGCUGGUUCUUGGAAAAAAUUUCAAAUACAGCUGCUGUUACUUUUCUCAUAAGUCAAACAGCUUAGAGGAUGCUGAGAUUGCUAUGUUGGAGCUGUACUGUGAGAGGUCACAACUGAAAGACGGUCACACUGUACUUGAUGUUGGAUGUGGAUGGGGCUCACUAUCUCUAUACAUUGCCCAAAAGUACAGUAAUUGCAAGAUUACAGGGAUAUGCAAUUCAAAAACACAGAAAGAACACAUUGAUGAGCAAUGCCGAAAUCUUCAUCUCCAAAAUGUGGAGAUCAUUGUUGCAGAUAUAAGCACAUUCGAAAUGGAUGCCUCCUAUGACCGUAUAUACUCCAUUGAAAUGUUUGAGCAUAUGAAGAACUAUCAUGAUCUUCUUAAGAAGAUAUCGAAGUGGAUGAAACAGGAUAGCCUUCUUUUUGUUCAUCAUUUCUGCCACAAAGUAUUUGCUUACCACUUUGAGGAAACAAAUGACGAUGACUGGAUCAGUAAGUACUUCUUCACCGGAGGUACAAUGCCUUCAGCUAAUCUGCUUCUUUAUUUCCAGGAUAAUGUUUCUAUUGCUGAUCACUGGCUUGUGAAUGGGAAGCAUUAUGCACAAACAAGUGAAGAGUGGCUCAGCAGAAUGGAUCAGAACCUGACCUCCAUUAAGCCAAUAAUGGAGUCAACUUACGGCAAGGAUCAGGCAGUCAAGUGGACUGUUUAUUGGAGAACAUUCUUUAUUGCUGUUGCAGAACUCUUUGGAUACAACAAUGGAGAAGAAUGGAUGGUUGCGCAUUUCUUAUUCAAAAAGAAAUGAACUUAUCAGUUCUUUCUGCUAAAAAAGAUAAUAAAGAAGCGAAGAAGCAUGUCCAUCUUCUUGAAUGAGGUUAACAACAUUGUGAUUGCAGGAAAACUGGAAAAUUUGUCUGCAGAACUUUCAUUGAAUGAGGAUGGAGACUUCAUAUUCUUCUCUGUAUCUUUGUAGGAACUGAAUUUAGCCUCAACUUUUCUUUGCAUCUAUUCUAUUUUAGCAAUGCUUGGCCGUAAACUAUAACAAGCUUUUGAAAUUGAAUUUUUCUCCAAGUAAAUAAAAUUGUUACACAUUUACUAGUCCA
This is a messenger RNA of Mangifera indica (mango), 1669 nucleotides long. RefSeq names its product (S)-coclaurine N-methyltransferase. The record is from RefSeq and is a predicted model, not a curated record. Bases 304 to 1371 code for a protein of 355 amino acids. The transcript is spliced from 8 exons. NCBI's taxonomy places the organism in Eukaryota, Viridiplantae, Streptophyta, Magnoliopsida, Sapindales, Anacardiaceae.